ACUUUUGAGUUUCUGUUUCUUUUUCGGUUCGCUCUCUUGUGUGCACCGCGCUCAUCGAAGCCUCGCGGGUGGCGUCCGUUGAGCGGACAGCGCGCGCUGUCGAAAGAAUUCAAAUUCCUGUCAGAAUUCGAAUCCGUUAAAAAACGGUCUCUCAGACCGAUUCGCCAUCAGCCCUGCGCUUCCACAGCCCAACCUUUGCUGCCUUUAUGUGAAUUCUCUUCCUGGUUGCAACACAGUCACACGCAGUACAUUAAGUCCCGAAAAACGCAGUCCAUGCCGAGAGACCAAGUCGUCGAGUUAAAAAAAGACCGUGUAGUUUUAACCACGCAUUUCUAGACUAUUUUAAGUAAAAGGGUGGUUGUUUAUAUUCGUGUUAGAUGAAUGUCGUGAACCUACGUAGACCAGAAAUAUCUAAUAUAUCAAAACACAAACCUGGGACCUAUGCCUCGUCUUAAUGGAGAAUGCGACUACACAAUCCAAAGAAGGUCUUCUAGAGCCUGUGCUUCCAGGCUCUGUAACCUUUGAUGAGAAUAUUCUAGCUCCACUUCAAGACAACUAUUUGUAUAAAGAGUCAAAGGAGUGUUUCACGUACAACUCUGCUUAUCUGAUCAACAACGCUGCUUUACAAAAACGGUAUGCUGCCUUUCGUGCUGAGAAGAAGAAAAAGGGAUAUUCUGAGCAUGAACUUGAGGAGUCUUUUGGCUUUCUGCUGUUUGAUGAUUUAAACAAGGCAAGGAAAGUUGGGGAAACAGGUUUGUUGGUUGGACAAACAAAAUGCACUACUCUUGGAGAUUCCUCGAAAGGUGUUUACAUUUCAAAAUACUCUGACUGCCUCGACCUAAAGCGCUGGUACAGUGGCAAGACUGGCUACAUAAUCCUUGUGAAGCUAACAAAGGGUAGAGUUAAAGAGGUUACUGACAACUAUACCCAGAAUUUCACCCCUCCGACACCCGGAUUCGACUGCCAUGUGUCAGAACAUCUCAGUGCUGUAACUUCAACUACUAGUUUGUUCUUGGCUUACGAGCGGACACAGUACUACAUGUAUGAACGUAUUGCUGGCAGCAGUAACACAGAAUCGUGUCCACGACUAGCUUGUCCAUUGGCUAUUGUGGCAUUCUCAUACGGGGCAACUGCUGCCACCUCAGGGUUGGAGGAACAGAGUCAAGAUAAAAAAGUGUUUCAGUACAAGCCAUGGAUCGGCCAGAUGAUGAUUGAAUCAGCUGUCUAUGACGUUGGCCUUCAAUCUGUCAGUGGAGCCUGGUUGCCAACUAAACUCCCCAAGAUGAUUAAAAUUAACCGUGCAAUGGGUGUUUCGGAACUGAAAAGGACAUUGCCCCGGGAAAUUUUUGAAACUUGCAUUGUUGGUGAAGUUUGCAUAGAUGGCAAAUGUUACAAUUUGUAUGACGUUGUGUCCUCAAAGGCAAAAAAUGACCUUGCUCAAAUAAUCAAGGAGCUCAAGGAAAAAGACAUGGCUUUUGUUAUACCACUAGAUGAUUCUGGAUUCCUAAUACUUUUACAUUCUUCACACCUCUUCUCUUAUGAAGAUGCACAAUCUGGAAAGGCAGCUGCGCUUCAAGGCAUGUUUAUUUUCCCAGACUCCAGAUCUGUACCAAAAGAUACCAAGGUUGCACUAUCAAAGCAUACAGUGUCAGCAGAUAUAAUCCAAGCCAUCCCAGCCCUUAACUAUGCAGAAACAGAGAUGGAAAAAUGUCCUCCAAACCAGCAGGGGGCCCCACAUACUACAUUAGAGAAACACCUGCAAAACUACGCCACUCUUAUUCAGCCAGGAUUGUUGGACGGUCCCACCCGGGAAGCAAGUCUGUUUCCAGAUCAAUAUGAUGUGCCUAGUGGUUUUACACUGAUUGCCCCUAAAUGGUCACAGGAGACUGGCACUCUAUUGAAAUCAUAUUUUGAUGAGCCUUGUGGAUUUACCGUUCCCGUAGUCAGGGCAUUGGAGUUACUGGCUGCUGGUCGGCAGCAACGUGGCGAUGAACAAGAUGAUGAUAUCUACUAUAUAUCAUCACCAGAGGAGGUGCCACAGGCUAGCAGGACUAAUGUUGCCGUGAAUGAAACGGAGCAAGAGGAGGCCAUCAGUGAAGGUCAUAGUACCUCUGGCAUGGCAGUUGAAAAUCUAAAAGAUAAGCACAAGCCUUUGUCUACAGAGAAAUCUCAACCUGCUUUGCGGGAGGAGCUGGGGACACUGGGAACUGCAGUAGUUACAGUAGCUAACAAAGUGCCUGAGUAUCCAAUUUCUACUGUGUCACCUAAGUUGGGUGAUGUGGCUACAGAAAACUGUGUAAGUGUUGACUCUGAUGCUAAGAAAUCUCAGGAAUGUAAUGAAAAGGUUGUGGGUUUGUCCUCAAAAGAGACUCCUGUGCAAACUAGCAGUACACAAUUAACCAUAUCGAUGGAAGAAGGUGGCACUGCACUAAGCAAGGGAUUGGGGGAAAGUAUACAUCCUGAGAAAAUAAUGUCUAAACCUGAUAACAAAGAGGACUGGAGGUCUCUUCCAAAGCGUAGAGGUAGGAAUCGCAAAAUGCACUGGAAAGCCACAAAAGAGACCCCAGUGCAAACUAGCAGUACACAGUUAACCAUUUCAAAGGAAGAAGGAGGUAGUGAAGCAAGCAAGGUAACAGGGGAAAGUAUACAUCCUGAGAAAGUAAUCGCUAAACCUGAUAACGAAGGUGAUUGGAGGUCUCUUCCAAAGCGUAGAGGUAGGAAUCGCAAAAUGCACUGGAAAGUCUCAAAAGAGACUCCCGUGCGAACUAGCAGUACACAGUUAACCAUUUCAAACGAAGAAGGAGGUAGUGAAGCAAGCAAAGUACUGGGGGAAAGUAUACUUCCUGAGAAAGCAAUGUCUAAACCUGAUAACAAAGUGGAUUGGAGGUCUCUUCCAAAGCGUAAAGGUAGGAGUCGCAAAAUGCACUGGAAAACCUUGCAAGCUAUAAAAGAAGCCCAAAAAGAGCUUGUUUUACCUAUCUCAGGUUUGCCUCUCAUUUUACCAGGGAACACCACUGAAACCCAGAUGGACCCUAAAAAUGACAAAACCGAGUCAGACUCUCAGACUGCUAAUCACAAUAAUCCAAAUUCAAGUCGUAGAGGUAGGGGACACUGGCGAAAGGGUAUACGUCGAAACAUGACUGAAACCAGAAAAGAACAAGCACCUUUAAAAGGCACAGAAGUCUCAACAAGUGCACCAGUUGAAACUAUACAUGACCAGGGUAAAACGGCCUGA
Messenger RNA from Misgurnus anguillicaudatus (oriental weatherfish), 3235 nucleotides. The record is from RefSeq and is a predicted model, not a curated record. NCBI's taxonomy places the organism in Eukaryota, Metazoa, Chordata, Actinopteri, Cypriniformes, Cobitidae.